Messenger RNA from Ilyonectria robusta, 279 nucleotides. RefSeq lists its product as uncharacterized. Bases 1 to 279 code for a protein of 92 amino acids. The record is from RefSeq and is a predicted model, not a curated record. The transcript has 2 exons. NCBI's taxonomy places the organism in Eukaryota, Fungi, Ascomycota, Sordariomycetes, Hypocreales, Nectriaceae.
AUGCUUAUGGCCACUGUUCACCAACGCAUUGAAGAGACUUACGCCACCCUUAUGGACCAGCCUUUCCCUACACUGGAACAGAUCAGCAUCAUAAAGAAGGUUCUUAAGUUGUCCAUCAUCACCUUCGUCGACAAGGACGUCAACAGGACCGCCGAGCUGGUUCACUCCGACUACAAGCAGCACAAUCCAUUCGUCGAAGAUGGCUGGAAAUCCAUCAUCGAAUUCGAAGAUGUCAUGAAGCAGCGGUUCCCUCUUUUGAGCCCCGUCAAAGAAUUCUAG